Dendronephthya gigantea is the source of this 4193-nucleotide messenger RNA. RefSeq names its product probable serine/threonine-protein kinase DDB_G0271682. Gene Ontology annotation, biological process: protein phosphorylation. Bases 1 to 4152 code for a protein of 1383 amino acids. The record is from RefSeq and is a predicted model, not a curated record. Gene Ontology annotation, molecular function: protein kinase activity; ATP binding. The transcript has 8 exons. Lineage: Eukaryota; Metazoa; Cnidaria; Anthozoa; Malacalcyonacea; Nephtheidae.
AUGGCUGAAAGGUCGACGUUUUGGGGGCGCCUUUUAUCUAGCUUUAAUGCAAUUAAUAAUAAUAUAUCCACGACGAACGUAAGGGAUGAAGGAGACCAACCCGGUGAAAAGAAAGAAGAAUGUUGCGAGCCGAAGAACAAUGAACAAAGACUGACCAACGUUGAACAAACAGUUAGAGAAGUUGAGCGAACAACAGAAACGGAACCUCUUCAAGAUGAGAAUGUUGACCUCAAAACGAAAAUGGAAAGUCUUCAAAAUGAAAAUGAAGAUUUGACCACCAAAAUUGAGCAUGUUGAAAAUAAGAAUAACAAUCUAAGUAUUAACGUACGACUCCUAGAAGACAGAAUUGCUGUAGAGAGGAGAAAAGUAAAAAGACUUCAAGAUGAGAACGUUGAUCUUACUACGAAAAUGGAACGCGUCCAAAAUGAGAAUAUUGAUCUGAUCACACAAAUGCGACGCCUGGGUAACGAUAACGAGGAUGCACGCAACGAGAAUAGAAACUUGAAACUAAUUAAUGAACUUAUGCAAGAAGAUAACAAAAGAGUUCAGUUAGCGAACCUAGGUCCGAUGAUGGAGUUGCAACUUAAUGGAUUGGAGUACUUUAAGAAGAUAAAGGAACUGCAAGAAGAGAACAGUAUGCUUAGCAAUGAAAUUGAACAACUCAGACAGGAAAAAUGUUGCAUGGUUCAGCAACAUGAAGAAGAGGAAGGUAAAUUAAAGGAUCAAAUUGAACAGUUGCGUGGAGAUAAGAGGAAAGUGAAGCAAAAAUAUAAGCAACUUCGAGAAGAGAAAUGUCAAAUAAGCGCCCAAAUUGAAAAACUUCGUCGAGAGAAUAAGGAGAAAAACAACGAAAAUCGGCAACUUCGAGAAGAGAAUGCUUCCAAAUAUAGCGAGAUCCAGCAAAAUGAAAGAGACAAGAACGCUAUGAGCAACGAAAUUGAGGAACUCAGGAAAGAAAGAGAAGCAAUGGGCAGUGAUUUGCAAGCACUUCGACAAGAGUGUACCAGCAUGAAAAUAGAAAUUAAACAACUUCAAGAUACCACAAAGUCAAGCUUUAUAACAGAAUGUGGGACAGUGAGAGUUUCUGACGUUGAACUGGGAAGAGGAGGUUAUGCAGCUGUGUACAAAGGAGACUUUCACGGAACGGAGGUGGCCGUAAAAGAAUAUUAUCACGUUAUUAUUUCCCCGCAUAAUAUGAAAAUGCUGGAACGGGAAAUUAAUAUCGCUGCACAAUGUCGACAUCCUAAUUUGUUACAGUUUCUAUGUGCGACUAAAAAUGAACGAAAUAAUUUGUUAAUCGUGACAGAAUUGAUGGAUAUGACAUUACGUUCUUUGCUCGAGCAACGUGGAAAAAAGAAUUCGCGGUUAAAUGAACAGGAAAUUAAAUUAAUUUCCUUGGAUGUCGCACGGGGCCUAAACUACCUUCAUUUGAAGAAACCAAGCCCAUUAAUACACCGUGACAUCAGCAGUGCCAACGUGUUGUUGAGCAUCGAACAUGGCGAAGUGAGACGAGCCAAGAUAUCAGAUUAUGGUUCAGUAAAUUUUAUGGAAGUCUGUGCAACACCGAACCCAGGAGCAACCAUUUACGCCGCACCAGAAGCAAGACACGCUCAGCAUAGCCCAAAGAUUGACGUCUUCUCUUAUGGGCUGCUGGUUUGUGAGAUGUUCAUUUCUAAGCUUCCCAAUAAAGACAUAAUUGGUUUUCAAGUGAAGAGAAUUAAAAAUGAAAGGAUCGAAAGCUUGGUAAAUAUUUGUACAGCCAUGGAUCCACAAAAGAGACCAACAAUGUCGCAAGUAAUUAGUUCAUGGCAAGAGAUAAACUGUCUGGAAAUGGCCUCGUCAAGAAGCAAUUUUUCUAAUGAACAUGGUCGCGGAGUAUCAAUAUGGCGUCGAAUUUCCAGAUUGUUUUCGCCACUGACGUCAGUUGCUUUGAAUCAAAGAGCUCAAUCCACUUCAAAGGAAACUGAGGAAGAAGACAGACAAAAGCUCAAAAGCGAACAAGAAACAAUUAAAGAAGAAGAUCUCAUCGACGUUGCUAUAACAGAUGAAGGGCAGAGUGAGGAGCUUCAUCUGGAUUUAGAAAUAUUUGAAGACGCAAAUGACGAGAUGAAUGAGCCAGAACAGGAAUGGAAACCAGCUGAACCGGAAAUACAGGAGGUGAAGGAUGAGACUAGUGACCAUCGUGUCCGGGAGAAUAUUGAUGUUACAACGAGCAUGCUGUGUUUGAAAGAUCAAGGAAUGCAAAUAAGAAAUAAAACUCGCGAACUUCAAGAGGAGAAUGCCAAGAAGGAUAACAGAAUUUUUCAGCUUGAAGAAGAAAGUAGGACCAAAGAUGUGAAGAUUCAGCAACUUCAAAACGAGCAAGUUAACACGAAGAACGAAAUACUGCAGGUUAAACAAGGGAAUUGCGACAAAAACAAUGAAAUUAAUGAACUGCAGGAAGAAAAAAACUAUCAAUCUAACGUUAUUAAACGACUUCGACAAGAAAUCACACAACUUAAACAAACAAUCAACGGAAACGAAAAUAAGAUUAGGCAAACUCAAAACGAAAACACCAUUAAAAAUAACGAGCUUCUGCAACUUCAUGAAGAAAACAGUAACAAGAAUGAUACCAACGAGCAACUUCGAAGAGAAAACAACCAGAAAAAUGACGACAUUGAAAGACUCCUUGCAGAAAACAAUGACAAAGAUAACGAAAUUGACAAUUUGCGACAACAAAACAAAGAUAAAGAUGAAGAAAUAGGGCAACUUCGCGAGGAAAAGAACAUUACAAAAAACGAAAAUAAACGUCUUUGUCAAGAAAACAGUAUUAAGACUAAUGUAAUUGGAGAACUUGAACAGAAAAUUAACAUAAAAAACAACGAACUUGGGCGGCUUCGUGAAGAACUUAACAACAAAAAUAACGAAUUAGAGCAUCUUCGCCAAGAGAACAAUACCAAAAAUAAUGAAAUUGGACAACUUCGCGAGGAGAAGAAAUUUGAGAUAGAAGAAAUUAAACAACUUCGAGAAGAGAACAAGAACAAAAAAGACGAAAUGGAACAACUCCGUCAAGAAAACAACAACAAAAAUGACGUAAUUAUGCAACUUCGUCAAGGAAAUAACAUUAAUAACAAUCAAAUUAAAAAACAUCAACAGAAAAUCAAGAUCAAAAAUGACGAAAAUGAACAACUUCGACAAGAAAACAACAACAAAAACGACGAAAUUGAGCGACUUCGUGAAGAAAACAACAACAAAAAUGACGAAAAUGAACAACUUCGACAAGAAAACAACAACAAAAAUGACGAAAUUGAGCAACUUCGUCAAGAAAUUACCGACAUGAAUAGCGAAAUUCAGCAACUACAGCAGGAACAUCAACAACCUCAGGAAAAUACUACGUCUACUUUCAUGACAGAAUAUGGAACGGUAAAAAUUUCAAAUGACGAUCUGCUUGGGAAAGGUGCUUGGGGAGCAGUUUACAAGGGAGACUUCUAUGGUACGACAGUAGCAGUGAAAAAAUUUCACGAAAUAAUCAUCUCAGAUUAUAACAAGCAUAUUCUUCAACGUGAAAUAGAUAUUGCUUCGCAGUGCCGCCAUCCGAAUUUACUACAGUUUAUAUGCGCGACAAAAAACGCUCAAGAUCAACUCUUAAUCGUAACAGAACUGAUGGACACCGCUCUACGUACGUUACUUGAGCAACGAGUCAGAAAAAAGUCUAAUUUUGAGUACCAGGAGAUCAAAAUUGUUUCCAAACACGUUGCCCUUGGACUCAAUUAUCUUCACUCGCAAAAGCCAAGCCCAAUCAUCCAUCGUGAUGUGAGUAGUGCUAACGUGUUGCUAACGGUUGAAAACGGUGCAGUAAGACGAGCAAAAAUGUCCGAUUUUGGGUCAGCCAAUUUCAUGCAAGUUUGCAACACACCGAAUCCAGGAGCGGCCCUUUACUCCGCACCAGAAGCCAGGGGAGCACACCAUGACCCCAAGAUCGACGUUUUUAGCUACGGAAUACUGGUGUGUGAGAUGUGCAUUUGUGAGCUGCCAAAUCAAGCGAAGAGAAAAGAACAAUUUGGAAGAAUUUCAAAUGCUAAUAUCAAAGCUUUAGUUGAAGCUUGUACGAGGAGAGAUUCUAAAACAAGACCGGCAAUGGAGGAUGCAAUUGACUUUUGGCGGUGUGUGUAGUGCAAAAAUUGUACUGAGAUAUGUUAUACGGAGUUAAUAAA